UCUCAGCAACCCUCCGUCACUGCUCGCCCCUCUUUGCAAGCAUGUGAGUGCGUCCGGGACCCACGCCUCGCUCUUUCUGGACGUAUGGGGAUCAUUUUGCCUGAAACUUGUUUAAUACCUUAAUUUUUUGAGUUUGAAAUUUUAAACAUCUUUUCCCAAGUAUGUCCAGACGGAAGGUGAGAGGUCUGACCCGGAUGGGGCGGCAGGUGAGCGAGGACCCAGACCUGGACACGCUGUUGUCCACACUCUCCCCGGAGGAGAUGGAGGAGCUGGAGAAGGAUAUGAUGAAGGUGCCUGACAUCAACCCGGAGGACGGCCAAGUUGUCACUCAAGACGACAACAACCGCCGGGACACCAAAAUUUGCCAUAAAGAUGACGCAAUCCAGAUUGAAUCCAAGAAGGAAAGUUGGAAGCAGGAUUACCCGAAGAAGACAGGCCUAAGUCAGGAAUGCAAAGAUGACGCAGGAGUCCAAAGACGAGGAGCAAACGAGGUCAAAGAAGGUGGUAGGGAAACAGAAUCCUCUAAGGACGACCAAAGUCAGCCCCCAGUGGUCGUGAAGGAUGAAUGCAAGGAAAAAACGGCAUGUGAGGACAGCGGGAUGACAGACAGACGGGAGAACCGCGAGAGUAAAACAAAAGACAUGAUCUCUCGGCUGCAGGAGAAAAAGAAAGAAGACAUCCGUAAGGAAGACUGCAGGAGGAGGGAUGACACUAAGACCAAGGACAUCAUCUCUAGGCUCCGCGAGAAGAGUGAGAAGAGCGAGAAGGAAAGCUGUAGGGAGCGGUUGCGGAGAUCCGACAGCUUCAGGACGCAGGGAUUAGUUUCUAGAAUGCUGGAGAAGCAGCAGAGCAAAUCCCAGGAAACUCCUGAGGAGAAGAACCCCCGGGAAGAAGACAAGAAGAAGACUGCUCGCAAGAUGGAACGGCAAGCCUCCGUGAAGGAGAAUGCAACAAGAAGAGAAGAACUGCUCAACCACAGCGAUCACGUGAAGGAGAAAAAAGUAGAAGAGGAGAAAACGGACAACAGAGAAGAACUCCUCAACUGCGUGGCACCGACCGCCAAAACAAAGGCGGAAGAAGGUGCGGACGACGAAGACUCCAGUAUGUUCGACGAGCUCCUGGAGCAGGUCCGAAGCAACGACCCUUCCUUGGUGGAGCUCAAUGUCAACAACUCUGAGGUGAUCAAGACCAAGACGCUGAUGGAGCUGGCCGAAGCCCUGCACCGCAACACCCACGUCAAGAAGGUGGCGCUAGCUAACUGCCGCGCCGAUGACCACGUCGCGUACGCUGUCGCUGGCACGUUACGCCACAACGCCACCGUCACCAGCAUCAACUUAGACUCCAACCAUCUCACCGGCAAGGGCAUCCUUGCCCUCAUCCAGGCGCUUCGCUACAACUCAACCCUCACAGAGCUGCGUUUCCAGAACCAGCGGCACAUCUGCGGAGGCAAGACUGAGAUGGAGAUGAUCAAGGUGCUGAAGGAGAACACUACCCUGCUCAAACUGGGGUAUCACUUCGAGCUGGCCGGUCCUAGGAUGACCACUACGAACAUCUUGAGUCGUAACAUGGACCGCCAACGGCAAAAGCGCUUGCAGGAGCAGAAGGAGGCCAGGGCUGGGAAUGGAACCGACAAGAAGGAUGCGCUGGAGGUGCCCAAACCGGGUGGUGGAAGCUCUCCAAGAAAUUCCACAACAUGGAGCUCCCCAAUGGCGUCCCCGAAACCAUCCCCGAUGCCCUCGCCGAUACCUUCGCCCAAGUUGAGCCCCAAGAGGGGAGCAGGGGCCCCUCCGCCGGCACCGCCGCCCCCACCUGGUGGAGGGCCCCCGCCUCCUCCGCCUCUCAUGCUGGAAGUGGACUCUUUGCGGAACUCUUUGACACCGGUGUCAAGGAGGAGUGUAGACGGGAAGAGUCGAGGCGGGGCCAAGAACUCCAGGGACCAGCUGCUCGCCUCCAUCAGGGGGAGCAACAUCCAACAACUCAAGAAGGUGCCAAUACCCAAGUGGCUGCAGUGAGUUUUCCCUGUGACACGUGGAAUUUAAGAACGUGAGAGAACGGACAUCUCGCCGCAAGGAACUCAAGCCUCCCUCAGGCGAAGGGGCCUUCUCGCGGUACUGAACGACGAGGCCGGCUUUUUACUCUGAAGUCAUCCCCAUGGAAUACUGGACCAAAAGAACCCUUGCGGAUAAUGGCUGCAACAAUGCUUUAUUUUGCGGUCAGGGUUUCAUAUCGCUCUUCGCUGUUCAUUUUUUUGCACUAUUAAUUAUUAUAUGAAGUACAUUAUACUACAUAUUGGCUCAUGUAUGAAUGUGAGUACCUUAGCAACAACUAAAGCAAGACCAACACCCGUUUGUAAUAUUGAACCCUACACAUGAAAAGGAAAUAGAUCCAUCCAAAGUGGGAGGAAAAUAUCAGGGGAAAAAAGCAACCUGACAGCCUGACUUUACCAAACAUAUUAAACCGAACACGUGUGCCUCAUUGUCAACAAAUCUCAGGCAAAGUUGAUUUGGAAAAGCACGUUGAAGCUCGGCAAUAAUUAGGUUAUCAGGAAGUACGAAUCCAUGAGAGUUGUACAGAAUCGUCUGCGCUAUUAUGUAACGUUCUUGUAAUAUAGCUUACUGUACAUGUUAUGACGGCUUGUGUCGAGCUUCCUGUUGAGGGACGUCAAACCUUUUUAAUUCAAAGAUGUCAAGGCACUUCUUUAUUUUUUUUCAAUUUUGUGAUGAUGACACGCAUUGCUUACGGAGUUUGUACGUGUUCAAUAAAAAGCUUUGCUAUGUUGCUAUUGACUCACAAAAUUGAGUUUGUAAGAAAUUUCUCGGCUGUUAACAAAUGUUCAUUUACCCCUCCCAGUCAAAAUGUAUUGGCUGUCAAUGGCAGUCAAUGAGUUAAAAGUUAUUGUUGAAAUAAGUCCACACUUUAUGAGCAGUUGUGUUUUCGGCCUUCAUUUUUUUCCAAAAAUAUUUGAAUAAAAAGAGUAAAUAAUCUGCAACGCUUGUGCUCUUUUUUCAUGUAGAAGAUUGCAAAUAUAG
This is a messenger RNA of Corythoichthys intestinalis (scribbled pipefish), 3029 nucleotides long. It is a transcript of the gene lmod1b, whose product is annotated as leiomodin 1b (smooth muscle). The transcript is spliced from 4 exons. NCBI's taxonomy places the organism in Eukaryota, Metazoa, Chordata, Actinopteri, Syngnathiformes, Syngnathidae. The coding region runs from base 162 to 2012 and encodes 616 amino acids. Gene Ontology annotation, biological process: myofibril assembly; actin filament organization; pointed-end actin filament capping. The record is from RefSeq and is a predicted model, not a curated record. Gene Ontology annotation, molecular function: actin binding; tropomyosin binding. Gene Ontology annotation, cellular component: striated muscle thin filament; cytoskeleton; myofibril.